Molossus molossus (Pallas's mastiff bat) is the source of this 2089-nucleotide messenger RNA. It is a transcript of the gene GPR141, whose product is annotated as G protein-coupled receptor 141. The transcript has 2 exons. The coding region runs from base 19 to 1149 and encodes 376 amino acids. Lineage: Eukaryota; Metazoa; Chordata; Mammalia; Chiroptera; Molossidae. Gene Ontology annotation, biological process: G protein-coupled receptor signaling pathway. Gene Ontology annotation, molecular function: oxysterol binding; G protein-coupled receptor activity. The record is from RefSeq and is a predicted model, not a curated record. Gene Ontology annotation, cellular component: membrane.
AAUGCUCGUGAGUUUGAAAUGGUUUUGAGGUUUUGUGGUUGCCGUCGAUGCUCUGCGGAACUUGGAGCACCAGCUUCCUUGUGCUUGGGCCACGGGCCAGCCCUCGCGAGUACACGGAGACCAUGCAAGGGCCCCGGCUGCCCUGCUCCUAGGAGAGCAUCGGGCCUGGAAGUCGGGCAGGUGGCCCAUCUCUGCACCUCCCCACCGAGAUUUCUGGCUUUCCCAGGUGACUUCCGAAGUAUGGCCGCCCACAGCAGCUCCCCCUGCGAACCUGUACUGACACCGUACCUAACCAGUCUCUACAGCACAGUGCUCAUCGGAGGGCUGGUGGGCAUCAUCUCCAUCUUGUUCCUGCUGGUGAACAUGAACACCCGGUCUGUGACCACCAUGGCUGUCGUUAACCUGGUGGUGGUCCACAGUGUCUUCCUGCUGACAGUGCCUUUCCGCUUGACCUACCUCAUCCAGCACACCUGGCCGUUUGGACUGACCUUCUGUAAGUUUGUGAGCGCCAUGGUGCACAUCCACAUGUACCUCACCUUCCUGUUCUACAUGGUGAUCCUGGUCAUCAGGUACCUCAUCUUCUUCAAGUGCAGGGACAGAGUGGAGUUCUACAGGAAGCUGCAUGCCGUGGCUGCCAGCGCCGGCCUGUGGCUGCUGGUGAUUGUCAUCAUGGUGCCCCUGAUCGCUUCUCAUUAUGGGACUCACCAGGAAUAUGACAAUAAGACCUGUUUCACGUUCCACAAAGAGCUUAUGCAUCCGGAAGUGCAGGUCAUCAACUAUCUGAUCGUCACGGCGGUCAUCACCACCACGCUGGUCCUCUUGGUCUUCCAGGUCUUCAUCAUUGUGUCGAUGAUGCGGAAGCUGCGCCACUCCGUGCUGUCCCACCAGGAGUUCUGGGCCCAGCUGAAAAACCUAUUUUUUAUAGGGAUCAUCGUUAUUUGCUUCCUUCCCUACCAGUUAUUUAGGAUCUAUUACCUGCACACAGUGGCCCACUCAACAGGCUGUAACAACAGAGUUGUAUUUUAUAAUGAAAUCUUCUUGAGUGUCACGGCGAUUAGCUGCUUUGAUUUGCUGCUCUUCGUUCUUGGGGGAAGCCAUUGGUUUAAGCAAAAGAUAAUUGACCUGUGGAACUGCCUUCUGUGCCGUUAGCCACAAAAUACAGUAUUCAGAUGUACUUCCUUUAUAGUGGGAGUGAAAAUGGGUAGAAGGAGGUAGGAAGGCUAUUUUAUUACUCGAUUAAAACCAUACCUUGAUGCAGCCAAACAAAAGGACAAUAAAUGUCAGCAUUCAUUCCAGUCCUUAUUCAGUCCCUACCAUCUGUAAGUGAUGCCCAUGCAGAGCCUAGUGAGGUCCAGUCCACCUGCAGUGUGCAAUGUCUCCUCGGCCCGUCCAAGUAUCAUGGGUCUAAUGAUUUCUGAGUUUUACCAGUUUAUUUCCGUUUUCCUCAGUCUGAAACAUGGUUUUUUCUUAGGUUUUGAACAGGACUCAGCACUGUAGCUGGUUCUUUUCUUUCCACGUAAAACCAUAGUCAAGUUCCUUCUGGCUAUGAUUCAGCUCCAAAGCACCAACUCUACUUUGCUAACUAGAUAAGAUGCCCAUUCGACUCACACCUUGACCAAAAAAAAUAAAAACAGAUAAGGGGGGAGGCCUGUAGGGAACUUUUCUAGAUGAUCAUAACUUUGGUAGGAAGUCACUUAUCUAGAAGUCCAGAGGAAGUGAACUCCUGGCCUUCUGUCUAACAAGGUUACUGAGAUUUAUCCCCUAAAAGGCCAAGUUUAAGGACUUAGACUCCCACAAUAUCUCAAAAGUCAUCUAAAAACUUACUAAAUAUAUCUAAAUAAUGAUGAGAGUGUAACUUAGAGAAUAUUCCUGACCAAUAUACUGCUAGAGGUUAACGUGUGUUCCCAAGGGAAGUGAUUACAUUUUUUCCCUUUUCUGUUUUUGAAGAAUUUAUUGAAGUCUUGGUCCACAGCUAAUUUAAAUUUUCCUUGGAGACAGAAUGCUGUACUGAAAUCUUUGAGUUCUCUUCAACCCAUAAAAGUAUGGAUCUUUAAAUAUAUGAAAACAAUAUUCUUUUUAAAAAUAUAUA